This is a messenger RNA of Cucurbita pepo subsp. pepo (vegetable marrow), 1078 nucleotides long. RefSeq names its product alpha/beta-Hydrolases superfamily protein. Gene Ontology annotation, molecular function: hydrolase activity. The record is from RefSeq and is a predicted model, not a curated record. Lineage: Eukaryota; Viridiplantae; Streptophyta; Magnoliopsida; Cucurbitales; Cucurbitaceae.
GUAACAAAAAAAAUAAUCCAAAAAUGUAAAAAGUUGCUCCUUUUACAGAUCGAACCCAGAAACAGAUAAGGUAGGAAGAACAUUCAAGGUAUAUUUCAGGGUUGUUCAUACAUUUGACGUCAGGGCUGAGGCAAACGAUUUUGGAGUUAUUGGUUGCAAUUCGAACGCCGUUUUCUUUAACCCUUCCUCGCAUUGAGGAUCGUCAUCGUCGUUGAAAUCAGAGUGAGAGCAACAAAAAUGUCAGGCCCUCAGUGCUGCUCGAACCCACCGUCUCUAAACCCCUCCAGUGGCGCCGGCCAUGUCGAACAACUCGGCGGCCUCAGCACCUAUGUCAGUGGCGCCCCCGACUCCAAAAACGCCGUCAUUUUCAUCACCGAUGUCUAUGGAUAUGAAGCUCCACUCUUAAGGAAGCUAGCAGAUAAGGUUGCAGCUGCUGGGUUCUUUGUGGUUGCUCCUGAUUUCUUCAAGGGAGAUCCAUAUGUUGCAAAUGAUCCUAAUAGGCCAAUUAAAGAGUGGCUACAAGAACAUGGACCUGAGAAGUCUUUCGAUGAUGGGAAGGCAGUCGUCGAAGCUCUGAAAAGCAAAGGUAUUUCGGCGAUCGGAGCGGUCGGCAUUUGUUGGGGUGCCAAGGUUGUGGUUGCACUUGCGAAGGUCGAGUUGAUUCAAGCUGCUGUGUUGCUUCAUCCGUCUUUGGUUACUGUCGAUGACAUCAAAGAGGUAAAAGCUCACGUUUCAGUGCUAGGGGCGGAGAUCGAUCAUAUGUCUCCUCCAGAACUCUUGAAACAGUUUGAAGAGGCCUUGGCUGCAAAGCCUGAGGUUGAUGGGUUCGUGAAGAUCUUUCCGAAAGUCUCUCAUGGGUGGACUGUGAGGUACAAUGUUGAAGAUGAAGAGGCGGUCAAAUGUGCAGAUGAGGCUCAUGGAGACUUGUUGGCUUGGUUUACUAAGUACCUUAAGUAAUUGAUGAACUGCCAUUUCAAGCCUUAUUGCUAUUGACACUGUGUGUUGUUUGCCCUUUUACUGUUUAAGCUUUUAGAAUAAGAAGUUUGGAAUAAAUUUGGUACAGCUCUCUUUUCUUUUU